Messenger RNA from Schistosoma spindalis, 1044 nucleotides. NCBI's taxonomy places the organism in Eukaryota, Metazoa, Platyhelminthes, Trematoda, Strigeidida, Schistosomatidae. The record is from the annotation of a GenBank genome assembly.
AUGCGCCCCGAAGGCUUCUACAAAAAGGAGGACAUUCUUGAAUGUAUACAUAGAAAAGCAGAUGACAAAAAACUGCGACACUUUUCAAUCAGUCGAUAUGGGUUGGUGGAUAAUGAUGUUAGAAAGAUUGUAUGGCCAAUUUUAGUGAGAGGAGAUUGCGAACUACCAGAUAUAGAUCCUGAAAUGGUAAAACACCAUCCAAGCUAUCAUCAAGUUAAAUUAGACACAUGUCGUAUGACAAGUUUAAUGCCUAAGAACUCAAAUCCCGAAGAAGUUGAAAGUAUACAACAAAUUGUUACUCGUCUAGUGAUUUCCGUAUUAAUGGAUAAUCCUUCUUUACAUUAUUAUCAGGGUUUUCAUGAUAUCUGUUAUGUAUUCUUUUCGGUUCUGGGUGAAAAAGAAUCUCGAAUGUUGCUCAAUAAAUUAAUCCCAACUCAUUUCAGUUUGUUUAUGCAGAAAUCUAUGGAUGUAACUCUAGAAUACAUGCAAUUGAUAUUCGCCUUGUUAGAACAUGUUUCAACUUCUGUACUGAAUAGUAUAGAAUCUGUUGAGUUAGGCCCAGAUUUCGCUAUUGCUUGGAUUAUUACUUGGUUUGCUCAUGUUCUACCUAAUAUGGAUGAUGUCAGACGCCUGUUCGAUUUAUUUUUAGCAACAGAUCCUAUCAUGUUGGUUUAUGUUUCAGUUGCUAUAAUUACUAUCAGUGCCAAAGAAGUGGAAUCAACACCACUGGAUUUUGCUCUUUUGUAUCAAACACUUGCACGUCUACCUAAACUACAUCCUGUUGAGGAACUUAUCCGUGAAGCUUUAAAAAUCUACAUUGAUUUAGAACCAGAUAAAUUGGUUGAAUUAGGCAAUAAACGUAUUCUAAAAUAUCGUGAGCAAAAAUUACUAAACCGAUCACCAAUAAUACGUCAACCAUUUUCAAAAUCUACAAAUAAACAUAUAUUAUGGGGAUUAGUUACGCAGCAUCAAAGAACUAUUUUCUCUCUUGGUCUUAUCGUCAUUGUCAUUAGUUAUUUAUUAAAUAAAAGUUUAAACGACUAG